AAAAAUUAGGUUUCGUGGUGCAUGUUAUGCCAGGAUAGGCGGGAAGUCGUAGAGCCGGUUGGGUCAGGAAGAUAAAAUUAUUUUGUAGGAUCUCCUCUCUCGGCCCUAGCGGCUCCUGGAGCAACAGGUUAGGAACCGUGUAGAAGAGAGAGGCCGUUCUUUCAUCUCAUUUUCCUACACGCGAAACGGUCCAGACGUCGUGCCGGUUGCUGCCAUUGUUUGUAACUUUUGUCAUAAUAAAAAGGGGGUUGCCUAAUGCGCAACUUUAUUCCUACGGAUGGAUCACACGGGCUACUUUAGCUGUUCGGACAUAAAUAAAUACACACACAGCAGUGCGAGAGUCGCUGGCUUUUUACAUCUUCAAACGAAGAUGUGCUCCGGAGAUUGGGCAGUUCUUCCUCUUUUCUAAGGAUCCUCUGGGGAAAAAAAUAACUGAACCGGACAACGUCAUCAUAUCAAGAAGUCGGAGCUUUCCCGCUUCUUUCCUACGCCUUUGAGAUGCUUACACAGAAAUAGAAGCCAUGAAAGAGACGACAACUGUGCAUCUGAAUGACACCGAAAGGCCAAAAUCCAGCAGGGAGAAGUUUCUUCAGGCAUGGAAUGAGAAACCGGAGUUCCAGAAAUGUCCCAUUGUGUCUUCUCAAGUUCCAGAGGGUCAGACAGCUACUGGCAUCCCAAUCCAGACAAAGGGGAUCCAGGAUGAAAAGCACCAGUCACAUUUACUUACAAGGAACUCUCUGGAUGCCAGUGAAAAUGCUGUUUACUUCCUGGCCAUGCCAGCUUCUCCCCACGGUCAACUUGAUGCAAGCUCUGAGGCAACGGAGCCUGGCUCCCACCAGUUGCCUGCAGCUGCCUCCUGUAGUCCUCCAGAAAAAAGUGACAAAGAAGAAUUCCUCAAAAUCUGUGUUUCAGAUUUAUUGCUUGAGUCCCCAGCGAGGAAGAGGCCAAGGCUGCUGCCACCUAAUAAGAAGAUGCACGUGGAGGUGCAGAAAAAUCAAGACCCCCAUCUACCUGAGGAGAGUGCAAGAAGCGCUGCCCCCCUGGGAAAUACCAUGAAGAUGAGCCCUCCAGCCAACCCUCCUGAGGCAGAAUCCGUGCAUCACAGUCCCGAGCCAAAGCAACACAGUCCCAGUCACCCACCGGCAGAAGGCCCAUCGCCUUCUGGAGACACAGAAGCUUCCGCUUGCCCUCAACCUGCCGAGAUAAAUCAAAAGCAACCUCAGCACUUGAAUCAGGAGAGAAGCCCUCCCCUCCCUCGCCCUGUGAUAGCAACCCAAGAAUACAUGGGCUUUCCUCACAUUAGCUGCCUCCCACCAAAGAAGCGAUACACCAAGACCUGGUGCCUCUAGGAUACGUGCUGUAAAAUUGGCAAUUGAUGAAGAGUGGCCAGUACCAAUGCGUUUUUUUUAAAAAAUCCUGAUAAUAUUUGUAUUAUUAACCUCAGACCGACAGAGAAGCUUAAUAAAAUGCUAUUUCUGU
Molecule: messenger RNA, 1479 nt
Organism: Pogona vitticeps (central bearded dragon)
Lineage: Eukaryota; Metazoa; Chordata; Lepidosauria; Squamata; Agamidae
Source: RefSeq, a predicted model, not a curated record